AUGCCAGCAUGGGCCCUGGCACUGUGCGAAGUCCGGCCCAACAGCCGCUGGAGCCACAGGCAGCUGCCUGGUUGCAGGGCAGAGCUGGGGGGGCAGACCCCAGGGGGCACCUGCCCACCGGGUAUCCACCGCUACCGCAGAGACACAGCAAUCUCCCUUCCUGUGACAAACGACAUGAAGAAAGGGGACACUAAGGUGAUGAAGUGCAUUGUAGAGGUCAUCUCUGAUACCUUAUCAAAGCCAAACCCCCUGCCGAUCAGCGAGGAAUGCCUAGAAACACUCAGAGGAGAUGAACGGAUCAUUUCUAUCCUUCGCCACCAAAAUUUAUUGAAGGAACUUCAGGAAAUUGCUGCUCAAGAUGCGGCAGGCGAGCGCCCUGAAGGGGAGCAGCCCGUGGGGUCUCUGGCAGCACAGAAAACCCAGCAAAAUGAAGAUUCAAGAGAGGAGGGAAAAAACAGCCUAGAGGAGAGGGAGCCCAGGCCACGAGAUGCUGACCCUGGAGAGAAGGAGGAUCAGAAAGAAGUGGAGAGCAACGAGAUUGAGGGUGCAGAGGAUGCCCAGAGAACCGAAACUUUGGACAACCACAUCAGCAAAGACUUCAGCGAGGACGAGCAGCAGCAGCAAGCGGAUGAAGAGGAGCAGCCCAGAGGCCCCAGGGACAGCCUGGAGCUCGAGGAUGAGGGAGAGCAGCCAUCCAGGCAGGGCCAGGAGGAGAGCAAGGAGGCGGCAGGGGACCGUGUGGAGCGGGAGGAUGAUGGAGGAGAUGAUACUGCAGAGGAGGACCCUACAGAAGCAGAGAGGUCAUUUGGUUUGGCUGAGGAGGACGAGGAGGCUGAGGAGAUGCAGGGAGACGACAAUAAUGAUGAUGCUCUGGGAUUUGGCAAAGACGAGCGGAGCUCUGAGGAGGACGAGGAGGAAGAGCAGCCCCGGGCACUGAGAGGAGGAAGGCACCGCAUGGAGGAUGAGGGGAUGCAAGGGGAGGAGGACACCUUCCAGCCCAGGGAUGCAAAAAGCGAGGAGAUGGAGGAGGAGUCCUCCAGGGAGUGGGAAGACUCCAAGAGGUGGAACAAAAUGGAUGAGCUGGCCAAGCAGCUGACAUCUAAGAAGCGCAUGGAGGAAAACAAUAGUGAGGAAGACCCAGACAGGUCCAUGAAAAUAGCAUUCAGGUCCCGCAAAUAUGACUUCAGUAGUCCAGAGGAAGAUAUGAGAAGGUCAUGGAAGCGUCACUCAAAGGAGGACAGCAGUGAAGGUGGCUUCCCGCUUGCUCCCAUGCCUGAAGAAAAAAAGGAUGAGGAAGGCAGCGCUAAUAGGAGAACGGAGGACCAGGAGCUGGAGAGCCUGGCCGCCAUCGAGGCUGAGCUGGAGCGCGUCGCCCACAAGCUGCACGAGCUGCGGCGAGGCUGAGGGCCCCAGCCCUCCCCAC
Opisthocomus hoazin is the source of this 1423-nucleotide messenger RNA. The record is from RefSeq and is a predicted model, not a curated record. Lineage: Eukaryota; Metazoa; Chordata; Aves; Opisthocomiformes; Opisthocomidae.